Messenger RNA from Octopus sinensis (East Asian common octopus), 1312 nucleotides. RefSeq lists its product as uncharacterized. Lineage: Eukaryota; Metazoa; Mollusca; Cephalopoda; Octopoda; Octopodidae. The transcript has 2 exons. The record is from RefSeq and is a predicted model, not a curated record. The coding region runs from base 192 to 644 and encodes 150 amino acids.
AAAAGGCCUAUACAUGCGAUAGAGAGAAUAGCAUAAUUGGAACUCAACCAACGGUAAACACCCCGACAACAACCAAAUCCACCAUUACCAAUCCCUGUACCAAGGAGAAUAUUGACGCCGGUAGAUUCUAUUUCGCUUAUUCAAACGAAAACUUCUUUAUUCAUUGUAACAAGUGGGGUGCAUAUUGUGUAAUGCCGUGUGCACCGGGUACAAAAUGGUUACAAGUCAUCGAGAGCUGCGUUGCAGAUGAUAGCAAUGUUAAAACCACCAAAUCCACCAUUACCAAUCCCUGUACCAAGGAGAAUAUUGACGCCGGUAGAUUCUAUUUCGCUUAUUCAAACGAAAACUUCUUUAUUCAUUGUAACAAGUGGGGUGCAUAUUGUGUAAUGCCGUGUGCACCGGGUACAAAAUGGUUACAAGUCAUCGAGAGCUGCGUUGCAGAUGAUAGCAAUGUUAAAACCACGACAACCACCAAAUACGACAUUACCAAUCCCUGUACCAAGGAGAAUAUUAAAGCCGGUAGAAUAAUUUUCCCUCAUCCAAACAAAAAUUACGUUAUUCGAUGUGACCUGUGGGGUAAUUACUAUGAAAUUCCGUGUGCACCGGGUACACAAUGGUCACAAAGCGACUAUACCUGCAUUUAACCAACCAAGCCGACGACGAGUAAAUCCCCUAGUAACAAUCCCUGUAUGAAGGAGAAAAUUGGCUUUGGUAAUUUUUUUCCAUUAUUCAAAUAAAAAAUGUUCUUUAUUCAAUGUAUCUCAGUUGGUAUAUACUUUGUAAUGCCCUGUCGGCAAGGGUCAUCGUGGUCAGAAAACUCGAUGUCUUGUUCAUGAUAGAUAACGACGAAUUACCUAAUUGUAAUCCUUUCCAAAAUGCUAUUUUCUGAUCUUUCUAACAUCUGAAUAGGCGACUAGAAAUGCCUGCUUUGUAAAACAAUUGUGUGUACUGAUUUUAUAGUUUAAAUUUAGCUUUUCGUUUUUCUAAUGUGAAAUGUUUCAAAUAUUGUUUUGGGUAUAUUUUACUAUCGUAAUAUUUUGCCAGAGUGUUUUUCAUUAUUCUUUUUUUCUCAUAACCGAAAUAUGAUAUGCUUUUGUUCAUUCAUGUAACUUUUGUCCUGCGUAUUGUAUAAAAUUCCAUAAGUAAAUAUGAUCUUCACAUGAAAAGUCUUAUGGGGCUUAUACAUUAUUACAUACUUCGGAACUCUUAAAAUAUUUUCCGUCUAUCUUCACAAAAAUGUAUUGUUGAUGUCAAAAUUUUUAAAUAUUGUAUAAUAUCUGUUUCUAUGAAUAAACGAUAUUUUCCUAUAUAA